Molecule: messenger RNA, 2435 nt
Organism: Acyrthosiphon pisum (pea aphid)
Lineage: Eukaryota; Metazoa; Arthropoda; Insecta; Hemiptera; Aphididae
Product: proton-coupled amino acid transporter 2-like
Exons: 9
Coding region: 361-1731 (456 amino acids)
Biological process (GO): amino acid transmembrane transport
Cellular component (GO): vacuolar membrane
Molecular function (GO): L-amino acid transmembrane transporter activity
Source: RefSeq, a predicted model, not a curated record
UCAUAUGCCCAUUAUAAUUAAUACGGUAAAUAUUUAAGGUGCUUAUAUAUAACUAUAUUUUCCUAUAUAAAAGUAAUUAAACAUACUCGUGGAAAUUAUAAUGGAAAUGUAUCAGUAGCAGCCGCAAAGGGAGGCUAAAAUGUAUACGGUGGGGAAAGUAGAGGUAGGGUAAAGUACAAAGUAAAAUAGAUUGUAGCAGACAGUGUUUGUCGCAGGGACGAGCUUAGUAAUCGUUUCGUGCGCGCGUGAUGAUCACCAACACGAAUACUCGAUCGGCCGUCCUAGUUUUUCACUAGAUUUAUUUUUGUUAUUAUUAUUAAUUUAAUUAGAAUAUUAUAAUAGUCGUGAAAAAUCAAAACCAUGGAAACUGACAAAUUAAAUGAUAGGGAAAAUAAAACCAACGGUGAUGCUCAGUUUGCCGUGGUAGAAAUGGGAGAACUUAAUCACUGUUCGAGGCCAUCAACAUCGGGGGAAAAUAAAAGAUCCGGAUAUUUAGUAACGCUGAUGCACUUUAUAAAAGGAAACAUUGGCUGUGGAAUGUUGGCUAUGGGAGAAGCCUUUAAAAUUGGAGGCUUAUACCUUACAUUGUUUAUUUUGUUGUAUGUGUGGCUAAUUAGCGUCUACAAUAUGCAUGUUUUGACCACAUUAAGUAGGAAAGUGCAGAACCGUUUGCAAGCCAAACGUGCACCAUCAUUUGGUGAUACCGUCGAAAAUGCAUUCAAAAUGUCUGAUAAAUGGAUAUUUCGAAGUAUAUCAAAUAAUAUUAGAAAGAUUGUUUUUUAUAACAUACUUAUCACACAACUUGGUUUAUGCAGUGUAUAUAUUCUUUUUAUCGGCACUUCAUUACAAAAGCUGUUACUCCAAUACUCAUAUGAAAUUAAUAUUCAAACUGUUCUAUUAUUAACAAUGCCUUUGAUAAUGGUAUGUGCAAGUUUGAGAAAAUUGCGAUUUAUAGCACCAUUAUCAACUUUGGCCAAUUUUGCAUUGAUUACUGGCGUUAUUACGAUAAUGUACUAUAGCUGUUCUGGACCAUCAUCUAAGGGUGUUAGAUAUUCAUAUUCUAAAUGGACCGAAUUACCAACGAUGUUCGGAAUAAUCAUGUUUAGUUUUGAAGGAAUUGGAUUGGUUUUACCUCUUUUCGCGGAGAUAGAAGAUAGUAAAAAGUUUACAUCGAGUUUUGGAGUCUUGAAUUUUGGUAUGGUGGCCGUAAUGAUGUUAAACGUGCCUUUGGGUAUGACUGGCUAUUCAAAAUGGGGAGAUGACGUGAAAAGCAGUCUAACAUUGAAUUUGCCAUAUGAUCACGAAUUAACACAGUUCGUAAUACUCAUGAUGAUAUUGGGUAUAGCAUGUUCGUAUGCGCUUCAGUUUUACCCCGCAGCCGUAAUUGUCUAUAGUGACCUUGAAAAAAUCUACGGACCUUUUAACCAUCCCGCAGUAUGGGAUUAUAGCAUCCGGAUAUGUAUAUGCCUUGUAACUUACCUGGCUGCCAGUACAGUGCCGCACUUGGACCUAUUCAUGUCGUUAGUGGGUUCUGUAACUUGCGUUGCGCUCACCAUGAUUUUCCCUGCACUAUCCAAUUUGGCGUUCCGGACGAAAGACAAAGGUUCAUUUUUCGGUUCAUUUUUUGACAUGGUGACCAUACUUACGGCAGUGAUUGGUUCAGUCACCGGAAUUUACGCCAAUACAACUGCCAUUUAUGAGGCGUUCUCGCAAAACCAUAGCAAUGGCUAAAUCUGACUCGGACGUUUGGGGGAGCAAUAAAAACAAACAACCACUAGACCAGUAAUUUGAUUGAACCGUUGAACUUGAACACAUUAGAAACGACCGAGAUAUGGUUCAUGUAAUGGUAUUAGAAAGUAAACCUACAAAAUGGAUGGUACAGCAGUUAGUUUUUAUUCGGUUGGCGGUUUUAAUAACUAUAUUAUAAUACACCAAUUUAAAGACUUAACUUUAGUUUUUAUAGGUUAUAUCUAUAAAUGUUUACCAUAUACUUUUAACAUACUAUAUAUAUCAUAUAUGACAAUAUAUAUAAUAUUAUUUAUAUUAUAAUAUUGUAUUAAAACUACUGUAUCAGUAUACAUGUGUAUAAAAUAACUUAUAUAUAUAUAUAUAUAAUUAUGAACUUUGAUAAAGUAUUAUAAAUGUCUUAAAUAUACGUCUAUUAAACUACAGUAAACAUAGUUUUUUACUGAAAUAAAUAAGUUGCUAGUGUAUAAUAGAAAAAUAUACAUUUUUUUUCACAAAAUAAUUUGGUAACUAACCAUAUAACUAUGUUUAAUAUUUAUUCUAUUUUAUGUUCACACACGAUAAUAUGUUCGUUCACACGAAAAAUAACUACUACUUUUAAUCCAAACAAUUUUUAAUUUACACUAAUUUAAUAAACUUGAAAACUGUAUACCUACAUAUAUUAUUAUACUCACUUAUAUACCGCGCUA